Messenger RNA from Uloborus diversus, 351 nucleotides. RefSeq names its product nucleoside diphosphate kinase-like. Bases 7 to 351 code for a protein of 114 amino acids. Gene Ontology annotation, molecular function: nucleoside diphosphate kinase activity. NCBI's taxonomy places the organism in Eukaryota, Metazoa, Arthropoda, Arachnida, Araneae, Uloboridae. The record is from RefSeq and is a predicted model, not a curated record. Gene Ontology annotation, biological process: CTP biosynthetic process; GTP biosynthetic process; UTP biosynthetic process. The transcript has 3 exons.
GGUGAAAUGGCUGCGCAAGAGAGAACCUUCAUCCUUAUUAAACCAGAUGGGGUGCAAAGAGGCCUUAUUGGGAAAAUUGUAUCUAGAUUUGAAGAAAAAGGAUUUAAAUUAAUUGCCAUGAAAUUUAUGCAGGCUUCUACAUAUCUCUUAGAAAAUCAUUAUGCUGGCUUAGCAGACCGUCCAUUUUUUCCUGGUAUAGUUCAAUAUAUGCAAUUAGGACCAGUUGUACCAAUGGUAUGGGAAGGUUUAAAUAUUGUAAAAACGUCUAGAGACAUUAUUGGAGCAACGAAUCCUAUGGAUUCCUUACCUGGUACUUUAAGGGGCGAUUUGUGCGUUCAAGUUGGAAGGUAA